AUGUCUAACUUUAAAAUUGCCGAUGUCUCGCUUGCUAGUUGGGGGCGCAAAGAAAUUGACUUGGCAGAAAAUGAAAUGCCUGGUUUGAUGACUUUGCGUCAAAAAUAUGGUGAAUCAAAGCCCUUGACUGGAGCUCGUAUCGCCGGUUGUCUUCAUAUGACCAUCCAAACAGCGGUGUUAAUAGAAACACUUACGCACCUUGGAGCUGAGGUUUCCUGGAGUUCUUGCAACAUUUUUUCUACCCAAGACCAGGCGGCUGCAGCUAUCGCAGCUACUGGUGUGCCUGUGUUCGCCUGGAAAGGAGAAACCGAAGAAGAGUAUUUAUGGUGCAUUGAACAGACACUUAAUGCCUUCAAAGAUGGAAAGUAUCUAAACAUGAUCCUCGACGACGGUGGUGAUUUGACGAAUUUGGUCCAUAAAAAAUAUCCAAAGCUUUUAGAAGGUAUAAAGGGUAUUUCUGAAGAGACUACGACUGGGGUACAUAAUUUAUACAGGAUGUUAAAGGAGGGUACCUUGAAGGCGCCCGCGAUCAACGUAAAUGAUUCCGUGACAAAGUCAAAAUUCGAUAAUCUUUAUGGUUGUCGUGAGUCUCUCAUUGAUGGAAUUAAGCGUGCCACCGAUAUUCAAAUUGCGGGUAAAGUCGCAGUCGUAGCCGGAUACGGUGAUGUCG
Messenger RNA from Acaulospora morrowiae, 670 nucleotides. The record is from the annotation of a GenBank genome assembly. NCBI's taxonomy places the organism in Eukaryota, Fungi, Glomeromycota, Glomeromycetes, Diversisporales, Acaulosporaceae.